UUCCCCUAUCUAUCAGAGCCAGUUCCUCCAUUUAAGAUGCUGACUUGUUUAUGUUGAGGGGACGAGUGAAUGACUGUUGCGAGGUUUUGCACUCUACUCCGAGGCUUCUUUGGGGCAUUUUGUCUUGGCAUGUCUGCUUUGUUGCAGGAAACGGAGGCAUGAGGUCUGCUUUGUUACUGAUUUGUGGUUGACAGAUAAAGCGAGAAGGAGGUUAACUCACUCAUAGAGUCGUUUGAUAAGCAGGACUUAGGCGCGGAGUUUAGUCGAUGAGUGUAGGUGAGCAGCCUUCGACCUCGAGCAGCCCUCCCUGCUGUGCCUGCUCUUGCUGUCCAGUGCACAGUAACACAUAGAGGACACAGAGGAGAUAAAGGAGGAGCAAGGCCAACCAUGGAGCUGUAGAGACGUGCUCAAAUGCCUGUACGGAUCACCAGUGGAGGAGGAGUGUUGCUGAGGAGAAGAACUCUGCAAUGAACAAGAACAAAAGGAAGUCCAAUGUGGAGAGUCCUGGUGUGCUAAGGGGCAAAAACCUGGGCCCCCGGAGGAGGAAUACAUGUCCCAGUCCUCAGGACAUCACCCGGGCCCUGCAGAGCCCCAGUUCUGCUCCCAGUGCCAGUGCUGCCAGCCUGGAUGACCUCAUACAGCGCUGCCUAAACUGCUUUGAUUCAGAGGGCAAGACUUCCAGCCCAAGAGGGACCCAGUUGGUCCACAUGACCCUGAUGAUGCACAGCUGGGUUGUGCCAUCUGAGGCAUUUGCCCAGAAACUUCUCACUCUUUAUAAGGACUGUCCCUCCGACAAGAGAGGACUCAGGCGGACACAGAUCCGCCACCUUGCCAGGCAGUGGAUCAGCCAGUUCCCAGCGGUAUUUGAGGUGGACCCCCACCUUGAACAGACCAUGGGGGACCUGUGGGCACUGGUCCGGUCAGAUGGAGAGGAGAAACACUCGCAGCUCAUCGAGAACUCCUGCUUAAGCCCUCACCUGAACAUAUCACAGGCACCCUCACCUUCUGUGAAGAAGAGGAAGGUGUCUUUAAUAUUCGAUCACAUGGAGCCAGACGAGAUGGCUGAGCAUCUCAGCUACCUUGAGUUUAAAAACUUCUGUAAUGUAUCAUUCUUGGAUUACCGCAGCUAUGUAGUACGAGGUUCAGUCCGGGACAAUCCUGCUUUGGAGCGUUCAGUGAUGAUGUGUAAUGGGGUCUCCCAGUGGGUCCAGCUGAUGAUUCUUAGCAGACACACAGCCCAGCAGAGAGCCCAGGUCUUCACCAAGUUCAUUCAUGUGGCUCAGAAACUUCGAUCUCUGCAAAACUUUAACACUCUCAUGGCCGUAACUGGAGGCCUCUGUCACAGUUCAAUCUCCCGCCUCAAAGACACUUCUAACCUGCUGCCUCCUGAUGUCACUAAGGCUCUCAGUGAAAUGACAGAGCUGCUCUCGUCGCGGAGUAAUUACAUCAACUACCGUCGGGUUUACAAUGAGUGCACCGGCUUCAAGGUUCCCAUUUUGGGUGUCCAUCUAAAGGAUCUGAUCUCGCUGAAUGAGGCCUUGCCAGACUACAUAGAUGAGGAAAAAAUCAACCUGAGCAAGCUGCAGCACCUCUAUAGCAACAUUAAUGACCUGCUGGCCCUCCACAGCUGUACACCACCCUUUGAGGCCAACAAAGACCUGCUGCAUCUGCUCACGCUCUCCCUAGAUUUAUACUACACUGAGGAUGAGAUAUAUGAACUCUCAUAUGCCAAGGAACCCAAGAACCCCAAGGUUCAGCCUGUAGCUCCAGUUAAACCCCCAGUAGUGGCAGAGUGGGGUUCAGGAGUCACCCCCAGGCUCGACCCCGACACCAUAUCUAAACACGUCAAACAGAUGGUGGAUUCCAUAAUGAAGAAUUAUGACCACAAUCAGGAUGGCUACAUUUCGCUGGAGGAAUUUGAAAAAAUAGCAGCCAACUUCCCCUUCUCCUUCUGUACUCAAGAAACUGACAGGGAGGGACAAAUCAGCCGUGAAGAAAUCACCUCUUACUUCAUGAGGGGAAUGUCCGUAUGUGCCAAGUUGGGGUACAACUUCAAUGACGCGCAUAACUUCCAUGAAACCACAUACAAACGACCAACAUUCUGUGAUAUAUGUAGAGGCUUUCUAUGGGGUGUCACCAAACAGGGCUACCACUGUAAAGACUGUGGGAUAAACUGCCACAGACACUGUAGAGAUCUGGUGGGUAUUGAGUGCUUGAAGAAACACAAAAACACGACCGGGUCCUGUCCAUGCACCCCCGCACCUGAUUUAAGAACCAAGGGCAACAGCUGGAGUUCGGAAGAGGACACCUUUGUUUUUCCCCCGAGUAAUGAAACAGAGCACCAUAAGGGUACAUCUGACUGGAAAAGUAACACCAGUGAAUCAGUACUGUCCGACCGCUCCACUCAGACGGAUCCUGGAGUUUGGACACCUGAGAAGAAGGACAAAAAGGGAAACCACCUUCACUCUCGUCCAUCACUGAGAAAGGUCAGCACUCUACCACACAGAACCCGCUGCUCCAUGCCUGUUUCCUUCCUGCAGGAGAAGAUGGAGGAGCUGCAUCUGUACAAAGACAAAAGCAGGGAGCCAGACUGAGCACUCAUUUCCCCACAUGGACAAAGCACAGACACAAACACAUUUUUUGGACAAAGCUGUGUCUGACUCGUGUUGAACUGAUACUAUUUACUGGCCACUUAUUUUAGAAGGCCAGCAAAGGACUCAUUUGUGUUUCAAGCAUGGUUGUGUGAUGUUUUUCAUUUGAUCUUUGUCACUGCUAUUUUAUUGGUUAUCCGGCUCAGAAACAUGGAUUUUCCUACUGCGGAACACCUCGUAUUGUUUUGAACUGGUGCCUUGGUUUUCUGGUGCUAAACCACCUUACUUCCUAAUUUAUGCCAACCUAUAGGCAGGCUUUUCCUGAUCAUACAAUAUAUACACACAUGCAGGGUAGGAAAUUAACACUAACCUCAACAAAACUGUGGUUAAUUGUAACACUGGCAGCUAUAUGACAACUCGUCAAUUUGGAAAGAAUGGAAAACUAUUUUAACUGUUAUUUAUUUGGCUGUUGAUUGGAUAUUUGAUAUACAAACAGCUAAUGUAUCAAUUUAUCGCGUGUCAAAAAGUUAUAUUAUCGAGUUUUACCUUAGCAUCUGUUAGCCCAGUUGGUAGUAGAGUUUUGCACAUCAAAUUCUAAAUGGCAAUAUUGGAUUUCAUAUGUUUUUUACUCAAUUAAGCUGUCAGAAAAAGUUAGUGGAAAAUCACAAAGUAUUUGUUAUUGAAACUUCAUCAUCUAUAUUGCCCACUUGAAUAGCAAAAGGAGCUUGUUAAGCCUAAUCGGCCAUCAUGACUACAGUUUAAAAUGUUCAUUUCCUUCCCAAUGUUUUUGACUGCACAUGCAUAUGGUCCAAACUUGGCAUAUGGUUUUUAGCUAAACGCUUCCUUUUGUUUUGUCCAUGAUUUACAAAUGUUGGGAAAAAAAGUCGAAAAACAUAUCAAUGAUUAAUCAGACAGUAUGUGUUGUGUCUGACUUCACUGAAGGGGAACAAAAGGACAUUAACAAUUACAGGCGUAUACAACUGCAUUUAUUGUAUAAAGACAAGACAGUUUGCGUAACUGAUCAAAAUCUGAUUUUCAUUUUCAGGUAGAAAACAAAUGGUUUGAAAAGAAUAGGAUUAAACUACAAGACAAAAUGCGCAAUCACAAAGGGAUGAAAAAAAAGGAAAAAAACCCAACCCUGCACAUAGAACUAGUCAAGAGUGGCAAAAUAUUUUUCUCAAUCAAAGACUGGAUUAAAUACUACAGCAUCAACACCUAUUUAAAAAACGUGUUUCAUAAUGCUUGGUGUCUAUUGCAGUAAAUAAAAUGUAAAAUCGGUAACUGAAAAUUAAAAAGCAAGACAGGACAGGGUCAUGGAUGUAAAAAGCAUGCAUUUUGUUCUUCUCAAAGCAAGCAAAAGUAUUCAGGGUUUGCUGUACUUUUCCUGCCUUCUUCACACUAUGAAAUGUACAAUUACCUCUUCAAUCUGUAGUAAAUGUGGAUUUCAUACAUCCACACUGAAUGCAUUAUCAAUAACAUUCAUUAAAUGUCUUGAUACCUAU
Molecule: messenger RNA, 4093 nt
Organism: Pundamilia nyererei
Lineage: Eukaryota; Metazoa; Chordata; Actinopteri; Cichliformes; Cichlidae
Gene: rasgrp4
Product: RAS guanyl releasing protein 4
Exons: 17
Coding region: 468-2594 (708 amino acids)
Biological process (GO): Ras protein signal transduction
Cellular component (GO): plasma membrane
Molecular function (GO): guanyl-nucleotide exchange factor activity; calcium ion binding
Source: RefSeq, a predicted model, not a curated record